Molecule: messenger RNA, 5490 nt
Organism: Amoebophrya sp. A25
Lineage: Eukaryota; Dinophyceae; Syndiniales; Amoebophryaceae
Source: the annotation of a GenBank genome assembly
AUGAUGCAGAAUAAUAACCAGAGACCACAGGAGGGCGGCCAACGGCCUGCGCCUCGACUCUCCGAUGACGAGGGCGUUGACAGGAGCAUCAUUUCGGGAUUUUGGAAAGGUAUUUUUGAUUGCUUUUCUUACUACUACGACUAUGUUGUACCAGAUUCCGCAACGAAGGUAUUUUCUUUUGGAGUAGGCUCGUUUUUCUUACAUACGACCUCCACUAGUAGAAUUACAACCUUUAUGAUCUCACAGGACAAGCAUCUACUAGGACCUGUACUUCUUCUACCUCUACGUUUACUUCACAAGUUAGUACAGGGUUACUAGUGGUUCGACAUCAUUCACGUGAUGAAUUCCAACCACAAACUGCAUCUGGACUUUGUACUUACCCCUCGACUGGGUACAGUACUGCUACUACUACUCGUUCACUCAUUCACUCUCCUCGUCACAGGUACAAAAAGGUGUCUGGGGCAAGGAGGAAUGAAACGCCGCCCGAAACCCUUCGAAGACGUGGAAACAUUGGCCCACGAUUCGACCCGGUUAUAUCAGGUAUUCAACAUGUACAAGUACAGCUACCAAAUCGUCGCUCACACCAGGGAAGUCGUAGGUCCAAUCCGAGCCGACUAUCAUCACCAUCAUCAUCACCAUCAUCAUCACCAUCAUCAUCAUCAUCGUCAUACCAUAACUCUCGUCAAUGAAUUUAGUAUGCUAAAUCAUUUAGGAGGACAUUCGUCAACAUAUUACAUUUGCAUUUACUGGUUUAAAUAUUCUUGUCACCUCCGAGGAUCUUGAGGACUCCACCAGCAUAUGAUUAUGUUUUCAAUUUGAAUAAUCUUGUCACCCCCGACUCGUCCUCACCUGCUCAAUCCGCACGACCACGACAUGCGAUGACCUUCAGGCGCGAAUGUCGUUGCGGCAGCGACUUUUGACAAUGGACGUGGAGAAAUUAAACACGGAGGACUUGGUGGAUCACGUGAAAUUGUGCCAAAAGCUGGAUGCUGAGGUUCGUACAGCCUGGAUCCAUUAUACCACAGUGGAAGCACGAGGCGUACGAGAUCCGAGCAAGCAGGAUUUGACCCUCCUGCAGAGCUUCUUCCGUGGAAUCCAGGAUGUACUUCUACUAAGACUAGUACUUACACAUUUGAUCUAGUAAUCUAGAAAAAUAGUACAACAAAUACUAGGACUAGUUCUCACACAUUUUAUCAACUUGUAGUCUUACACAUUUGAUCUAGUAGUUUAGAAAAAUAGUACAACAAAUACUAAGACUAGUACUUACACAUUUUAUCAACUUGUAGUCUAGAAAAAUAGUACAACAAAUACUAGGACUAGUUCUCACACAUUUGAUCUAGUAGUUUAGAAAAAUAGUACAACAAAAUCAGUUUCAGCUAUACGUAGGUCUUCUACGAAACCUCGGGUACAGAGUAGUGACUUAUAGUUCUUUCAAAGUCACUUAGCUCUUUCAAAGUCACUUGGUUCUUUCAAAGUCACUUACCUCUACUGCAAGUGCAAAGUCAAGAACUACUUUCAGUAUUUUCACUUUCAGUAGUUGUUUCACAUCUAGUAAUUGUAAGAGACGUUGACUGGUGUACUCUUACAAAACGAUCAAGUUGAAUCUCCCUUCCAUGUUACUCUUAGACAAUAGGCAUCCUGACACUCUUAGACAAUAGGCAAAACUUCCUUUCUUCUAUGACAAAUUUUUAUAUCAUCAAAACUUUCAUCUCCUCCGAUAGCGGGAUCUUGUUAAGAGUUUUUUCCCUUUUUCUCAGAGGUGUUCUGCAAAUCUAGAGUGUGCUGCAAAUCUAGAUUUUUUAUAAGGUUGGGGCUUAGGUCCAGCGGCGUUCAGAGCACAUAAGUAAAACAGGCGGCUAGUUUUCCCUCUAUUCGUAGACUUAUCCCUUCAAGCAAUAUAUCACCAAAAUUUUCAACAUCUUCAGGGCACGAUGGAGAAUUACUUUAAGAUGAGGAACCCACAUCGCGGGCACGAGGCCAAUGAGGUAUUUGUUGGGGGUAUUGGCGUAAUAGCUGCGGAAUCGGUGGAAGCGUAUUUCCGAAGUUUUGGCCCUAUCCGCUAUAUCGACACCAAAAAGGACAAGGGCUUCGGAUUUAUCAAAUUUGAGAACAGGGAAAUCAUGGAUGCGGUAUUAAAUUUUCCUAGUUUAGCAAUAAUAGUGUAGAACAACAUAAUAAUGAUUUUAAUACUAAUUGUUUACGAGAUAAGCAAUAAGAGAUACGUUGAAGAAGUGAAUAAUGAUGGUGUGGCUGGUUUUUUCUCCCACCCUCGUGCUACUAGGGCAAUCUCUCGACUCUCCCUAGCGCACUCCCGCCCUAUGGAAGGAUCCAAAUCGAGCUGAUCUUUGCAAGAUAAUGAUCGACUUGAAUUGUUAUCUGUCGUUUCAAUGGUUCCUUUGCUCGGUUGUGAUCCAACCUCGGUCGAAAGUGCGAGAGGCAGAAUGCUCACGCGCUCCUCCUACUUGUGAGAGUUUAUUCUAAAGUACUGCUCAGACACAGCUUCAUUAGGAACGAAGAUUGCUUAGUACCUUAUUUACCUAUAACUGGAUGGCCUUACGGCUCCCUACAGAGAGGUCUUUCUCUUACUAAUUUUCAAGAAAAAAAUGAAUGGACUUUUUCUUACUAAUUUUCGAGAGAGACUCGAGAAGAAAUAGUGUAAAAACUUGAUUUCCUCAACAAAGAGCAACGUCCUACCAGGCUGACAAUUUUGAUUCACUCAAGUACUUAGACUUCGAAUUAUCCUGUGUCUGGGUACACCACUACUACUACAACUACUACCACUACUACUGUCCAGGUUCUGCAGGCGCGAGAGCAUGUGAUCGAGGGAAAGCGCGUUGAGGUGAAAGCGGCAGAAAAUCGCGCACCGGUGAACAAAGAGGCUCGAAGCCCAGACCAGCCUGGUUCGCAGAACCCUGGUUCGCAGAACUCCGGAGUGUGCUCGAAGGGUAGUAGGUUAUCAUCCAGUCCUGCGUCGAAUUAUAACCGAGGAGCGGGUGGAGCUGGUUAUCCAAGAGCAGGCUAUCCUGUUAAGAGCGUCCGUCAAAAUAAUUCAUUUCGAAAGAGGCGAUUUCUCCUUCGUAGUCGAGGAGUACUACUGGGGAUGUCAAUCAAUCAAUCAAUCAAUCAAUCAAUCAAUCCUUCGUAGAACAAUUGGGAGAAAUGUAGUACGCAAGAAAUGAAGAAGGGUUGUGAAAUGUCUAAUCCUGGGAGUUGUGAUACCUUCCUCUCCUCUACGUCCAGUUAUGGAAGUGCUGGAGCUUUCCAGUUAUCGACAGGUAGCGACUACAACUACAACCAGAUGACGAGAGAGAAUAGUGGGGGAAACCACUACUAUGACAACAAUCCUGGAAGCCGUGGGGGAAACUACAACUAUGUUGACAACAAUCCUGGUAAUUCGACCUCCUCUGUGGCCGGUUCUCGCAGGAGGGGGAUGGCUCCUUCAUCCUCUGCGUCGCAGUCCUACGACGACUCGCAUAAUCGAGGACCGAUGGACUACAGGAAUCAGGAGUUGCGACAAGAUUCUCGACAAGAAGAGGACCUUCGUCGGCCGCGAGAUCACGGACAUCCCCGAAGCGAUCAGCAGUACUACAAUCAGAGGGAACCACAUGACAUGGUGAAAGGUAAAGGGGGUCGAGGUGGCCGCUCUUACAGGGGUAAUCAUCCUAACAUGAUUGAGGAUCAUAGAGAGCCUCCUGCUAGUAAUAUCGAUGGCCAUGAUGGCCGCAACUACUCGCCCAUGCCCAGAAAAAGUACCUCGUGGUCAUCUUCCGAACAACAGCGUCGUGAUUUUGGUCGUGUUCCUCCCGAGUUUUUCGACCAAGACUACGAUCGCGGUCCUCCACCUCAGUACCUACCUAACUAUCCGCCUCAGCAUCUACCUGAUUACCAGCAAGAACAUCCCUCCAGCAGUUCCAGUCAGACACGAGGCGGCGGGCAUUACCAGCAAGAACAUCCCUCCAGCAGUUCUAUUAAGGCUCAACUUUCCUUCGUCACCUUUUAGACUGGAGUCACUGACGCGGAAGAGGAGACCCCUUGAGACAACAGGGGAAAACUAAGGGUGGAAAAAGGGGGAAGCUGAAGCUCUGUCAGGGGGAAGCUCUCUCCCUUCAGCAUCAGUGACCACUGACUGCUGGCCUUUAAUUCUAGUCAGACACGAGGUGGACGAAGCUUGGAUUGCAGUCCAACGGCGACACGAGGUGGACGAGGAUUGGACUAUAAUAAUGCGCAGGCAGUACAUGCACAUCAAAAUCCUCAGUAUCCGCCGAACUCUCAGUCUCAGUCACAGAGAGGAGGUGCUCCUCCUCACUCUCAGACAAGGGUUCUCGCGCAUGCACGUGAGGGGCCGCCAGGAAGUCGCAGCGGUGGCGUGUAUUCAGCACCGGGUCUGGAUUCUAGAGAUCGUGGUCAUUACAACAACCGCUCAGACCCGGAUGCUUCUUUCAUUGGAUACGGGAACGACAGUGAGGUGGAGAGGUAUCUAGAGGAGGACACUGCGCGAAGUCGCCCGCAUCUAGAAGAAGCCCACAGUCGGAGCAGAAGGGUGGGCGGAGGCGACGAGAAGGGCGGAAGCUAUCAGACUGGCCGAGGGGAGCCAGCAACGCAUCAGACAACAUCAACAAAUCAGCCUAGCAGAGGGAGACCCUAUCCUCCUCAUGGCGACCCUCCAUCGUAUAAGAGGGGACCAGCGCAACAUCCUCUACCUCCGCAGGACAACAACAACUACCACCCUAGGAGAGCAGACGGUGACACCAGGGUAGAUCUUCAAGGCGAUCCUAGACGAUAUAGAGGACAGCCACGAGACGGCUAUAAUCAUGACGCAGAUUCGCGCAAGAAUUCUGCGGGGUCGUAUUAUUUGAGCGAGCCCACGUACAGCUCCGAUAGUCGGGACGGAAGUGGCGGAAAUUCGAUUAGUGGUCGCCACGAACGUGUUGACCUUCCGUACGCAGGAGCACAGGAGCGUCAGCACCUUCAAGCGGGAGGAGGAGACACCUCCACAGCGACGUCCUCCUCGACCUCCAUGUACAACUUCUACAACCUCCCGCAGCACGAUAUUAUUGGGGGUUCGGGCUCUCGAACGGGCGGUCUUUCUUCCUCCCCUCAAGCUGGGAACUAUAAGGGGAUCAAUACUGCUAUGCACCAGAGCAAUAGUACAUCGGGUGCAGCUGCGGUGGCGCCCCCGGGCCUAUCUGCCCGACGAGGCCUACCAGGUACUGGGUCGUUGUAGUGCUUACUAUAGUUGAUGUUUCUAUAUGAUCAUCUUUAUACCCCACGAUUGGGACACUACUAGUGUACCCACUGUGUAGGGUGUAGUACAGUUACACCACGAUAGGGUGUGAGAGACUCUUCUACGAGAGAAACUGUUGAUGUCUAUGUACAAGCAGUAUUGUACUACUGUUGCAGUGUAGAAGUUAUCGUAGUACUCUUGUCAAACCUGCUAGCCAUGAAAAGGCUAAUCCAGCUGCGAGGCGACGUCGGAACUCUCAACGGGAC